Ostertagia ostertagi is the source of this 420-nucleotide messenger RNA. NCBI's taxonomy places the organism in Eukaryota, Metazoa, Nematoda, Chromadorea, Rhabditida, Trichostrongylidae. The record is from the annotation of a GenBank genome assembly.
AUGGGAGAAAUUUCGCUUAACACCCGCUACCUGAGCACCAACCGUGGAAUCAUCAAGAUUCUCCAAAUUGUUUGCGGUUUCAUCAUCUGCUCCUUACUAUGUGCCCAAUGGUAUGGCGGUAAAUCGUGUUUUGGUGAAGGUCGCCUCGGCUUCUGCUCCGGUCUCAAUUUCAUCGUUGUCAUCAUCAACAUUGUCCUGCUCGUACUCAAUUUCCUCAACAUCGGAGCAUGGGGACUAGAACGAAUCUACUCGGUGAUCUGCACGAUUUUGUUCUUGAUCGCUGCAGCUCUUAUUAUCUGGUUUAUCAUUGAAUACAAUACUUCUCGCUCGACUCUUAUCGCGAGUGCGGCACUGAUCGUCUGCGAAUUUUUCCUGUUCCUAUGGGACGUGAAGAUCCUUCAGGGCGAAGCAACUAACUGA